AUGGAGCUCGGCAACGUGCAGCUGCUGGUGGAGAAGGAGGUGAGGAGGAUCCGAGAUCGUGCUUCACUCGCGCGUUGGGUUUUCCUCAGCGCGGGGCGCCCACGCGCGGACCUGGCCCGCCUCCGCGUGGACGGGCGCGGGCGGCGAGACAGGCGGUCCGGCCUCUUCGUCGUGAUCUUGCGGGUGCAGGCCUUGGUGCGUCGGGCAUUUCCUGUGGAGGUGAAGCUGUCUGACCUGAUCAAGAACGUGUGUUGCCUGGGGGCCAAGCACAGGCAAGAUGUGUCGCAAGCGCUGGGGCGGCAGCCAGUUGUCACUCAGGCGGCCGACAUCUCGCCCGUUCGGCGAGAGAGGCUGUGCUGGUGCGACUGGGGCCCGUUGACUCAGUGGCAGGGCGUCGUUGACGAGUUGCAGGAGGUUGAGAAGGAGGUGGUCCCAGGCGGUGCUGACGACUUCAAGCGGUGGCUUCGCGAAGGUCGUCGCUGGUGUGGUACAGGCUGCGAGAAGCAGAGGCUGCCGACCUUCGCCCGCUGCGCCCCGAGGGCGUGCGCUGGGUCCAGGCCCAAGGGUCUGCAUCAGUGCUCGCAGGGGGAGUUGGCGCGGUGGCGCACUCAUGUGUGCCGCGCUGCCCCGUGCCAGCUCCGAGCUGCUCAUUGUUUGCGCUGGAGUGGCGGUGGCCUGGAGCCUGCAGAUCCUGUCGCGCAGGAGAUGCUGAUGGACUUCCCCCAUGGUCGCACAGUGGCGGCCAUGGCAGCCCAGUUCCGCAAGACCCGCGAGCUGGAGAGGUACCUUGGCGACGUCCCGAACGUUGUGCUGCUGUGGCAGCAGGUUAGCAGCUUCGCCACAUCCGAGGGCGUUGUGAGGAUGGCGGCCGACUAUGACGAGGAUGCGCUGGUUCUCCACCAGGUUCGUUGUGGCCGCGAGGCCCAGCAGGACAUGCGCGUGCAGAUGGUCGAGGAGUUGGCCAGGCGUGCUGAAGUUCGAGGUCCAGGCGUUCGACUGCAUUCGCUGGAGUUGAUGCGCUUCGGCUUGUGGCCUCGGAGACUCAUCAGCUGGGCAGAGGAGACAGCUCUGGUCUGGCGCUGGAGAUGGAAGGGCCGCGUCACAGCACUGGGGUUCCUGACACGCCGGCUGCUCUACGUUGGGGGCUUC
Molecule: messenger RNA, 1149 nt
Organism: Prorocentrum cordatum
Lineage: Eukaryota; Dinophyceae; Prorocentrales; Prorocentraceae
Source: the annotation of a GenBank genome assembly